AUGUCAUCUCAUGAAUGUCUUCCAGAUACCAUCGGCAAUGAUGAUGGUGACUCUCAUAUGACAUAUGAUCAACUAACUAAAAAUAUUGAUAAAGAAUUUACUAGUGGAAAAAACACAGUUCAACGUGAUCAAUGGAAGAAUAGAAUUGACUUUCUGAUAGCAUGUAUGGGACUUUCAAUUGGAUUAGGGAAUGUUUGGCGAUUUCCGUAUUUAUGUUAUAAAAAUGGUGGAGGUGCUUUCCUAAUCCCAUACUUCAUCAGUAUUUUUAUAGCUGGCAUACCGUUGUUCUUAUUAGAAGUGACUGUCGGCCAACUUACACGUCGGGGUGUUAUAGCUGCAUGGAACAUAUGCCCACUCUUCCAAGGUAUCGGUUAUGCAUGUACAAUGAUCAACUUCCUUCUCAACUGCUACUAUACUGUAAUAAUGGCCUGGUCAUUCCACUUUAUUUUCUCGUCGUUCACCAGUGAAUUACCAUGGACUAAAUGCGGUCAGCUGUGGAAUACACUAGCGUGUACUGUCUUCACAAAUCAAAAACCAGUAAAUGUUAGUCUGUCUGAUAAUACUACUGCUAGUCAAAUCAGUAACCGCAGUGUGUUAGCUGUUGAUGCAACUACAGAAUAUUGGGAGUAA
This is a messenger RNA of Heterobilharzia americana, 630 nucleotides long. NCBI's taxonomy places the organism in Eukaryota, Metazoa, Platyhelminthes, Trematoda, Strigeidida, Schistosomatidae. The record is from the annotation of a GenBank genome assembly.